Pieris napi is the source of this 2663-nucleotide messenger RNA. RefSeq names its product general transcription and DNA repair factor IIH helicase subunit XPB (gene hay). Gene Ontology annotation, cellular component: nucleotide-excision repair factor 3 complex; transcription factor TFIIH holo complex; transcription preinitiation complex. Gene Ontology annotation, molecular function: ATP binding; hydrolase activity; 3'-5' DNA helicase activity. The record is from RefSeq and is a predicted model, not a curated record. Gene Ontology annotation, biological process: transcription initiation at RNA polymerase II promoter; nucleotide-excision repair. Lineage: Eukaryota; Metazoa; Arthropoda; Insecta; Lepidoptera; Pieridae. The coding region runs from base 182 to 2512 and encodes 776 amino acids. The transcript has 17 exons.
AUUGCUCAGUGAAGAGGUGAUAUUGAUGUACAUUCAUCAACAUUUAUAUUUUAUAAACAUAAAUAUAAGAGAUCAUAUACAAAAAGGACUUCCAAAAUAAUGCAAAUUUACAUAGAUUGAAGUUCGUUAAGAACCUUCUGAAUUUUAAAGGAUCUUUAACAAGAAAUAUAAAUAUUCAAACAUGGGUCCACCAAAGAAAAUUAAAAAGUAUGAUUCUAAGCCUGGAGGAGAGAGAUCAGGUAAAAAGAAAAAAAUUGAAGAGGAGAUAACAAUAGAUUUAGUUGAUGAUGAUAACACUGAAAAUACUGGCGUACCUGUGGCUGCUACCCAGGAUGCUGAGAAAAAUGACCAAGUACCAGAAGACGAGUUUGGAGCCAAGGACUACAGGAGUCAAAUGGAAUUGAAGUCGGAUAAUGCAAGUCGUCCCCUUUGGGUAGCACCAAAUGGUCAUAUAUUUUUAGAAGCAUUUUCGCCUGUCUACAAGCAUGCCCAUGACUUUUUAAUUGCAAUUGCUGAACCUGUAUGCAGACCCCAACUGAUUCAUGAAUACAAGCUGACUGCAUACAGUUUAUAUGCAGCUGUAUCAGUGGGUUUGCAGACCAAUGACAUCAUAGAAUACCUACAGCGGCUCAGCAAAUGUGCAGUACCAGCGGGAAUCAUGGAGUUUAUCAAACUAUGCACAUUAUCCUAUGGCAAAGUCAAACUUGUUCUUAAACAAAACAGGUAUUUAGUCGAAAGCAAGCACGUGGAGGUACUCCAGAAGUUGUUACGGGAUCCUGUAGUGCAACAAUGCCGGCUACGCAGAGAUGGUGAUGAUGAGCUCAUGUCGUCUGUGCUACCGAACAAACCGACCACAGCUACUACAAAACCUGAUGAGAAACUACCAGCAAACGGCAGUGUGCCUGAAGACAUCAGCCAGUUCUACCAACAGUUGGAUAAGGAUGAUGACGACGAAGAAGCUACGGACACAGCAAACGCAGCGGUCGCCUUUGAAGUCGAUCCCGAAAAAAUUGAGGUGAUACAAAAACGAUGUAUCGAGCUGGAGUAUCCUCUGUUAGCAGAAUACGAUUUCCGAAACGAUGCAGUUAACCCCGAUAUCAAUAUUGAUCUAAAACCCACAGCUGUUCUGAGGCCAUAUCAAGAAAAGAGCUUGAGAAAAAUGUUCGGAAAUGGACGAGCGAGGUCCGGGGUAAUAGUACUCCCGUGCGGUGCUGGAAAGUCGUUAGUAGGCGUAACCGCUGUGUGUACGGUCCGCAAACGAGCUCUUGUCUUGUGCAAUUCCGGUGUCUCCGUCGAACAGUGGAAACAGCAGUUCAAAUGCUGGUCUACGGCUGACGAUAGCACCAUUUGCAGGUUCACGUCAGAAGCCAAAGAUAAGCCCAUGGGCGCUGGUAUCCUAAUAACGACCUACUCUAUGAUCACCCAUGGACAGAGACGAUCAUGGGAAGCGGAGCAGACGAUGAAGUGGCUCCAAGCACAGGAAUGGGGUUUGGUGGUGCUAGAUGAGGUCCACACUAUACCGGCGAAGAUGUUCCGAAGAGUUCUCACUAUCGUACAUUCGCACGCUAAAUUAGGUCUAACCGCGACCCUCCUCCGCGAGGACGACAAAAUAGCAGAUCUGAACUUCUUAAUCGGGCCAAAGUUGUAUGAAGCCAAUUGGCUGGAGCUGCAGGCGGCUGGCUUCAUCGCCCGUGUCCAAUGUGCAGAAGUCUGGUGCCCUAUGACGCCCGAGUUCUACCGCGAGUAUCUCGUGCAGAAAAUCAACAAAAAAAUGCUACUCUACGUAAUGAAUCCGUCAAAAUUCCGCGCUUGCCAAUUCCUCGUACGCUACCACGAACGACGCGGGGACAAAACAAUAGUUUUCUCAGACAACGUCUUCGCGUUGCGCCAUUAUUCGGUCAAAAUGAACAAGCCAUACAUUUAUGGACCCACAUCGCAGAACGAAAGAAUACAAAUCCUACAGAACUUCAAGUUUAACCCAAAGGUUAACACGAUAUUUGUGAGCAAAGUCGCCGAUACGAGUUUUGAUCUCCCCGAAGCUAAUGUUCUUAUACAAAUUUCUUCACACGGAGGUUCGAGACGGCAAGAAGCACAGCGGUUAGGUCGUAUUCUAAGAGCUAAGAAAGGUGCGAUCGCAGAGGAAUACAACGCGUUCUUCUAUACAUUAGUCUCACAAGAUACUCUGGAAAUGGCGUACAGUAGGAAAAGACAACGGUUUCUUGUCAACCAGGGAUACAGUUAUAAGGUAAUUACAGAAUUGAAGGGAAUGGAUCAAGAGCCCGAUUUAAUGUAUGGAACCAGGGAGGAACAAGGCAUGUUGCUACAACAGGUAUUAGCAGCAUCAGAAACAGAAUGUGAGGAAGAGAGGGAGGGUGGGCUAGGCGGAAGUGGGGGCGUGUCACGUCGCGCAGCCCCUCUGUCCUCUUUGGCUGGAGCUGAUGAUGCUCUGUAUCUGGAGCAUCGCCGUGGACAGCAUAAUAAGCAUCCGCUUUUUAAGAAGUUCCGAUACUGAUUUGCUAGUAAAUCCGAGACGGAGUCUGGCGUUCCCGAAUGGGCCAUAGUCGAAGUGCAAGGGCUCAUACAAAUUAAGAAGGAUCAGUCUGGACCAACCGUUGUCGGGGAUUUGCAUUUCUUUAAUAGGAACAAACAUCCCGUACUAAUCU